AGUGCAUUUCAGGUUAUUUACUGAUAUGCAGCAGUAUUUGUAGGAUAUAUGAAGCUGUGUCAGAUUGUCGUCUCAAAAUUCGUGUACCGGUAUGUUCCUUGUCGACCACGGAGAUAAUUGCGAAUUUGCGACGGAUUACGAGGACCGACCCUUUUCUCAAACCGCGGUUCCGUAUUGACUGAGCACUAUGCGUUCAACUUUCUGAAAAACAUUGGGCCUUGGCUAUCUGUAGCCUCUUUGCCAACAGCAACAAUGUAUCAUGUUAUAAAAGGACUUGUUCUAACAGAAUCCCGAUGCUGGGAUCCCGAUAGUGAAAGGUCAUACCAAGACCUAUUCGAUAAACUGGACACCAACAAGGAUGGGAAGGUCGAUGUUGCCGAAUUGAGAGCGGGUCUAACCGCAAUGGGCAUAUCAUUCCGCAAAGGUGCAGCGCAGACAAUUGUAUCGUCUGGUGACAAAAACAAAGAUGGAGGGCUUGACUUCAAUGAGUUCAACAAAUAUCUGAAAGAACACGAGAAGAAACUGCGCCUGACGUUCAAGAGCUUGGACAAAAACAACGAUGGGCACAUCGAUGCCUCUGAGAUCAAGCAGUCCCUUGAAGAGCUGGGCAUGGACAUAACCAAGGAAGAGGCCCAGACGAUCCUACAAAGCAUGGACAUCGAUGGCACCAUGAUGGUGGACUGGAACGAGUGGAGGGAUCACUUCCUGUUCAAUCCUGCCCAUAACCUGAACGAAAUCAUACGCUACUGGAAACACUCCUCGGUGCUGGACAUAGGUGAGAGCAUUGCCAUCCCUGAUGAGUUCACAGAGGAGGAGAAGACCUCGGGUGGCUGGUGGAAACAGCUGGCUGCCGGGGCGAUGGCUGGGGCAGUCUCUCGCACAGGCACCGCCCCAUUGGACAGGGUGAAAGUCUUCAUGCAGGUCCACUCCUCCAUGUCCAACCGGAUCACCCUGUUGGGAGGAUUCAAGCAGAUGAUUAAGGAAGGGGGCGUGGCCUCAUUAUGGCGAGGGAACGGGGUCAACGUGUUAAAAAUAGCCCCUGAGACUGCUAUCAAAUUCAUGGCCUACGAACAGUAUAAGAAGCUGCUGACACCAGAGGGAGGGAAGGUUCAGACCCACCAGAGGUUCAUGGCUGGCUCUCUGGCAGGAGCCACCGCCCAGUCAUCCAUCUACCCCAUGGAGGUCAUGAAGACCAGACUGACUCUGGGGAAAACUGGCCAGUAUAAUGGAAUGUUUGACUGUGCCAAGAAGAUUCUGAGGAAAGAGGGCAUCAAAGCCUUCUAUAAAGGCUACACUCCCAACAUGAUAGGCAUCAUUCCCUAUGCUGGCAUCGACCUUGCUGUUUACGAGAGCCUGAAGAAUGCAUGGCUGUCCCGCUAUGCCAAAGACACAGCCAACCCUGGCAUCUUGGUGCUGUUGGGCUGUGGCACCAUCUCCAGCACCUGUGGCCAGCUGGCCAGCUACCCCCUCGCUCUGCUUCGCACACGCAUGCAGGCACAAGCAACUCUGGAAGCGUCGGACAAGUCCACCAUGACUGGACUGAUGAAGGGGAUCAUGGCUAACGAGGGUUUCUUUGGACUGUACCGGGGUAUCCUGCCUAACUUCAUGAAAGUGAUUCCUGCUGUGAGCAUCAGCUAUGUGGUCUACGAGUACAUGAAAACCGGCCUGGGGAUCUCCAAAUGAUGCAGGGACAGUCAGACAGGAUGUUAAGUCUUUAGGUCUUUUGGACAGUUUAGUUGGAACUUAGUGAUCCGCACAGACUUUUAUGAUCUCACGUAGACAACCAAACGUUGCCAUCUUGUGAUCACUCUGUGUACUGAGCAUUACGAGGAGAACCAUGAAAUCGAGGUUGGGUCUGAGAUAGGCCAGUAGACUCUCCAAAAAUGAUGCUCUCCUCUUUAACUCAAGGUGAAAUUCCAAUAUGGUACAAUAUACCUGUUAAGAACUGCAUUAUGGAUCUUAAAACAGAGAGGGUGAGAGGACGAGGUAUUGAUGUCUUCAGGUGAACACUGUGGACGAGGUUCAAGAGCUUUGUCAAAACUAUUUUUGUUCCACUGUAAUAUUAAAUGCUCCAUGUGCACAUUUUAGAGAAUCCCACACUACUACAGUUUACUCUAAAAUUCUGUGGUAAAUUGUAGUCUGGGUACCAGUCAAUUUAGCUAACGUUCCACUACCUGUACUCCGUGUCAUAUGCCAAAGAUAUAUUUAUAUGACAUGGAGUAGGCUACAAGGUCGCCAGGUCAAGACUGGUACACAUCAUCAACGACCACUCGGGGUCGAGUACGAUUAUCCUCCUGGUGGGUCCUGCUUUUGGGUCUUCAGAUGGCUGAAGAGGCCGAUCCGGGAGCCACGUAUUUUGAUGCGGUAUGGGCAAGGGUGAGUGGUGGUGGUUGGGCGUUCUUGAUGGGAAGUCUCUCCUUUGUACCAUGCCACUUUGUCAUGGACAGCUUUUCUCCAUGUCGACCUGUCGAGGAGUGGAAUGUUAGCCAAAAAGGCUGGUACCCAGGCUAAGUAUACUGUAGAAUACUAUACUACACACGGUAGUAUCACUCGAUCAUGUGUAAUACUUACUGUAGAAUUCUGUAGUAAAUUGUAGAAUACUAUACUACACACUAGUAUCCCUCGAUCAGGGGUAUUACUUAAUAUAUAAUUUGGUAGUAUACUGUAGAAUACUAUACUACACAGUGUGGUAUCCCUAAUUCAUGUGUAGUAUAAUUAUGUAGUGAACUGUAAAAUAUUUGAAUUUGAAUAUGCCCAGCCAAUUCCCCUCCCCAUAUUCCAAUUUGUGCCACCCGUGAGUGAGAAGCCUACAUGCCAAGUAUAGACCAUAUAUUGUGUUCCCUACAGGUUAUGGAAAAUGUGCUCUUUUAGUAUUUGUCCAGUAGGUUUCCUCAAGGAGAAAGCCCCCACUUCUAUAUCAAAGAGAAUAAAACAAAAGCACUAUAGUAAAUACUACAGUAAUGUCUGAAAAAACACCACAGUAAAUACUAUAGUAUAUAUAAAAAAUAUAAAAAAGUAAUAUUACAGUAUUUAUGCUAUAAUAAAUUGUAAAUACUAUAGUAUAUUAGUAAUAUAUGCAUAAAACACUAUAGUAAAUAGUACAGUAAUGUCCACAGAACACUGCAGUACAUACUAUAGUUUUUUAACUAUAAUAAUACUACAGUAUUUAUAAGUGUGCCUUACCCUCAGUUCAAUAUCAUAUUUUUCUAUUUUAUUUGGUUGGUUCUAUUUAUUUUUACAGGUUAGUGUCAUUUACAACUGCUGUUUCAAUGCUGUGUUUUCAUGUGUUUUAACAGUUUUAGCAGAUGAUUUACAAACAUGUCAUUUUUUACUUUAUGCUUUUCUUGAAAGACAAUGCCUACCUUGUUGUUGUUGUUGACUGUUAAGCUGAAUCUCAAGCAAAAAAUAUUCAUAGUUACAAAAGCUAGCAUGCAAAUAUUGUCUGUGAAUCAUUACUGGAGCUAAGGGGGGAAGUCUUAAACAAUUCUGCCUCUUUUUUUGCUAAGCUUGACUGAAAUUCAAGUAGGUUGUGUACACUGUCAAUACUGGUUUCCAAUUCAGAAUCACUUCAGGAUCCCCCCUACACACACACACACACACACACACACACACUCCAUAUGCAUGCCAUGCACCCACUAAACAUUUUUACUACUUGAGGCCAAUGGUUAUGUUGCCUCAAUGUCUUAUGUCUUAAUUAUGUUUGAAUAUGUAAUAGGUCUACUAUACCUGAAUCGAUUGACAUUGUGAGAGUUGUAUGAAUGUUCUCACAAAGCUUAGACUGAAAGGAAAGCAAUGCAUGUGUUAUGGGUCCAAACAAAUGUUAACAGAUGGUUGUCCACGUAUAAAUAUUCACAAUGGAAUAUUUACAACUUCAAUUUAAAUGAAUAGUGCAAAGCCAAAUGUUCAAUGCUGUGUGCAUGUCGCAUCUACAGGUCUUGCAGUGCACGUUUGUGAAUGCUUGUUGCGCGAAUGAUUUAAUUGAACUGUGUCAAUCAACUCUAGAUCAUUGUCAUCCCCGUGGAGACAUCCAAAAACGUAUCCAAUCAUUUUACAGUGUAACUUUUUUAUUAUUCAUAAUACAAAAAUCAACAACUUCCAUUGCUACAUCAAACAUGUUAGAGU
This is a messenger RNA of Salvelinus namaycush (lake trout), 4122 nucleotides long. RefSeq names its product calcium-binding mitochondrial carrier protein SCaMC-1-like. Gene Ontology annotation, cellular component: mitochondrial inner membrane. The transcript has 10 exons. Bases 253 to 1683 code for a protein of 476 amino acids. Gene Ontology annotation, molecular function: calcium ion binding; ATP transmembrane transporter activity. Gene Ontology annotation, biological process: transmembrane transport. The record is from RefSeq and is a predicted model, not a curated record. Lineage: Eukaryota; Metazoa; Chordata; Actinopteri; Salmoniformes; Salmonidae.